GGUGUGUCUCUGUCGACCCGUCACAGUUCAGACAGUUCAGGCUCGUUAUGGAAAACUCUGGAAGUUUCCACAGAGUUAUAAAGAAAGUACCCCGAGCACGGCGGGCAGAGUCGAGGCAGAGGACGCAGCGACGAACCGACGAACUGACGAACUGCGCCACUUCCGGACUUCUCUGACGGGCGUCUUUGAGCGCUUCAUGUGUCACUAGACGAGCCGCAGGGCAGGGUGAUCCAAAUGGGUAAAGACUACUACGACAUCUUGGGGAUUAAGAAAGGAGCGUCGGAGGACGACAUCAAGAAAGCUUAUCGCAAGCAGGCGCUGCGAUUUCACCCCGACAAGAACAAGUCUGCGGGAGCCGAGGAGAAAUUCAAAGAGAUCGCCGAAGCCUACGACGUGUUGAGCGACCCGCAGAAAAAGGACAUCUACGAUCGCUUCGGCGAAGAAGGACUGAAAGGCGGAGGCCCCUCAGGUAGUGGUGGUGGUGGUGGUGGUGGUCCUGGCAACUACAGCUACACCUUCCAGGGUGACCCUCAUGCCAUAUUUGCAGAGUUCUUCGGUGGGCGUAACCCCUUUGACCAGUUCUUUGGUGCCCGCAAUGGGGGCAUGGAUGAGGACAUGGACACUAAUGACCCCUUUGCCCGCUUUGGGAUGGGGGCCAGUGGAAUGGGUGGGUUCCCCCGCUCCUUCAGCUCUGGUAUGGGAGGAAUGGGCGGUCACAGCAGUGUCGUAAAGAAGCAGCAGGACCCCCCUGUCGUUCACGAUCUCCAGGUGACCUUGGAGGAAGUUCUGUCAGGUUGCACAAAGAAAAUGAAGAUCUCUCGUAAAAGACUGAACCCCGACGGGCGAACAGUAAGGGCGGAAGAUAAAAUCCUGGAGGUGCAGAUAAAGAAGGGGUGGAAAGAGGGCACCAAAAUCACAUUUCCCAAAGAGGGGGACGAGACUCCCACAAACAUUCCAGCUGAUGUGGUCUUUGUGUUGAAGGACAAACCACAUCCUGUGUUUAAACGCGAAGGCUCCGACAUCGUUUACACAGCGAAGAUCUCCCUCAGAGAUGCCUUGUGUGGCAGCACAGUCAACGCACCCACGCUGGACAGCAGAACUGUGACCCUUUCAACAACAGAUAUUGUGCAGCCAGGGAUGAAGCGGCGGGUCAGUGGUGAAGGGCUUCCUUAUCCCAAACGGCCUGGUCGUCGGGGUGACCUGAUACUGGACUACGAAGUCAAGUUCCCAGAAAGGCUCAGUCAGAGCGCCCGAGACACCAUCGCUCAGGUCCUCCCGUGAUCUUGAUGAAGACAAAAAGACCUUUUGGGCUUAAUAUCACUAAACUGCCAACUGUUUUUUUGUUUUUUUUCUUUAAUAAUGUGGAGCUUCAAAUAUGCCUCCUGUGUGUUCACUGUCAACCAUAGUGUUAAAUCAAGCAUGGGAGCAUGCGAGAAUGUAAAUAUUACCAGUUUUGGUGUUAAUGCUUGAUUAACUGAAUAGAUUAUAUUUUGAUGAAAAUAGGUCUAUUGUAAUAAAUAACAUGUGCGAGAUUUA
This is a messenger RNA of Scophthalmus maximus (turbot), 1536 nucleotides long. It is a transcript of the gene dnajb1b, whose product is annotated as DnaJ heat shock protein family (Hsp40) member B1b. NCBI's taxonomy places the organism in Eukaryota, Metazoa, Chordata, Actinopteri, Pleuronectiformes, Scophthalmidae. The record is from RefSeq and is a predicted model, not a curated record. The transcript has 3 exons. Gene Ontology annotation, cellular component: cytosol. Bases 235 to 1281 code for a protein of 348 amino acids. Gene Ontology annotation, molecular function: Hsp70 protein binding; transcription corepressor activity.